Messenger RNA from Epinephelus fuscoguttatus (brown-marbled grouper), 1960 nucleotides. Its product is annotated as probable polypeptide N-acetylgalactosaminyltransferase 8. Bases 15 to 1940 code for a protein of 641 amino acids. The record is from RefSeq and is a predicted model, not a curated record. Gene Ontology annotation, cellular component: Golgi apparatus. The transcript has 10 exons. NCBI's taxonomy places the organism in Eukaryota, Metazoa, Chordata, Actinopteri, Perciformes, Serranidae.
ACAAAACACGUGACAUGCACAGAAGCACCAGGAUGAGAUCUGGCUGGAUUAAAGGCUCAUUUCUGGCUUUUGCCAUGGCCUUGGCGCUGUUAUACCUCGGCUCCAUUAAGAAGGAGGUUCAUAUCCAUUCGGAGAGACUCCAGAGGGCCCAUCACAACGACUCCAUCAGGGGUCAGGGAAUGAUCAAGAGGAUGAACAAGAUGGAAGCAGACAUCGGCAGACUACUCAACCUGAUGAGUAAACUUGAAAAGAAGGAUGCGGUGAAAGAGGACAAUGCAGAGGUGAAGAAGGAGAGGAAGGUGGUGAGGAAGCUGUUCCCCAACUCGUAUCUGUUCACCAAGUGGGGUGACGAGCUGUCAGAAGAGGAGCAGAAGGAGGCUGAGAGAUUGUUCCAGAGAUACGGCUACAACGCCUUCCUCAGUGACAGGCUGCCCCUCAACAGAGAGAUUCCAGACACCAGGCCCCGCAGGUGUGCUGAGAAAAAGUACCCUGAGGACCUGCCCUCCAUCAGCGUCGUCUUAAUCUACCUGGAUGAAGCUCUGUCUGUGAUCAAGAGGGCCAUCCGCAGCAUCAUAGACAAGACACCAGCUCGGAUACUGAAAGAAAUCAUACUGGUGGAUGACCACAGCAGUAAUGAGGAUUUAACGGACAAACUAGAUGAAUACAUCAACUCCAUCCAUGAGGAGCGUUCAGGCCUGGUGAAGAAAGUCAGGCACUCUGAGCGACUCGGCCUCACCCAGGCCAGACUGUCGGGAUGGAGGGCUGCUGUGGGGGACGUGGUGGCCAUCUUGGACGCUCACAUAGAAGUCCACGCACAAUGGGCAGAGCCGCUGUUAGCUCGGAUUAAGGAGGAUCGCACCGUGAUAUUGACACCAGUAUUUGACAAAGUCGGUUUUGAUGACUUGACAUUGACACCCUACAUACCUGCUGCAGAUGCCUUCGACUGGGCUCUGUGGUGCAUGUACGAGUCCUUCAGACCUGAGUGGUACGCGUUAAAGGACGACUCCAAACCUGGAAAGAGCCCGUCCAUCAUGGGGAUUCUUGUCGCUGAUCGCAAGUUCUUUGGAGAAAUCGGAAGCCUUGAUGGCGGAAUGAAAAUUUACGGUGGUGAAAAUGUGGAGCUCGGCAUCCGGGUGUGGCUGUGUGGAGGAAGCAUAGAAGUUAUACCUUGCUCGAAAAUUGCCCACAUUGAACGGGCCAGAAAGCCUUACCUCCCAGAUUUGAGUGAAAUGGUGAAGCGUAAUGCACUGAGGGUGGCGGAGGUGUGGCUGGAUGAAUAUAAAUACAAUGUCAACAUUGCUUGGAACGUUCCCAUAGAGAAUCAUGGGAUAGACAUUGGGGAUGUGUCAGAGAGGAAGAAGCUGAGAGAGAGGCUGAACUGUAAACCCUUUAAGUGGUAUCUGGAUAAUGUUUACCCCAUGUUGGACCCUCUGCAAGACCUGCAAGGUUAUGGAGCGCUGAUUAAUGAUCUGAAGCCAGACCUCUGCAUUGACCAAGGCCCACAGCCUGGAAACACACCAAUUAUAUAUGGAUGCCACACCUUCUCACCUCAGCACUGUUUUUAUCGCACUGACGGACAACUCUACAUCGGCGGAAUCAAAUCUCACAAGUACAACAGCAACCACUGCCUGGUGGAUUCCGGCACUAUCUACCCUGGACUGUACGAGUGCAAAGCGGCCCAGCAGAAGAAGUUCCACAUGCUGUGGGAUUUUAAACAGGUACAUAUUACACUUCUGAAAUAUAAAUCUGAUCUGUUUGGAGGAAAAGAAAUGUGUCUCAUUGUGUGUGUUGUGUUUUCUUUCCAGGACGGACCAAUCCAGAACAGAGAAACAAAGAGGUGCUUGGAAAUUGCGCAGGGUGAAGACAGCUAUUACAAACUGGUUGUUGGGCAGUGUAGUGGUCAGCGCUGGAAGAUACAACAUCUCAUCAAAGACCACUAACAGAUUGGUGGGCAGGUCCC